Molecule: messenger RNA, 1297 nt
Organism: Guyanagaster necrorhizus
Lineage: Eukaryota; Fungi; Basidiomycota; Agaricomycetes; Agaricales; Physalacriaceae
Exons: 4
Coding region: 44-1285 (413 amino acids)
Source: RefSeq, a predicted model, not a curated record
UCUGAUUUGAGAAGUAGACUGCACGGAACUGAUUGAUGCAAGAAUGUCACAGCUUCAAUUCGCGCCGUUCUCUUCAGAUUUGCCACAGCGGCCCACGAUGCGUCGCAAGUCCUCUGCGCAGAAUCUCCUCUCGUCCUUCAAGAAUCCGGUCUCUGGCAAUUCAUCCGGUCCUACGCCGUUGAACACCGCCGUGGCUUCUUUUAGCUCGAUAGUAGCGGCCCCGACCUCGACGACAACGACACCUAUGGCGAGGGAAUGGGACGCUCAAUCCCUUCAUUCAGAGUCCAUAGGCGUCACGGCUACUGCGCUGAACCAAGGAACAUCUGUGGACCAGCUCCGGGAUCUCAUGCAAAAGAGAAUAAUUACAUUGACAUACGUGCGGAAUAUGCAUGAAGGGAGGAGUCACUGGUUUCACACUAUCUACAUAUCUAGAGCGGACUUGGAACGGGAAUUUAAUAACGAGGCCAUGAAGAAGAGGACGCAUCGGUUCGCUAUCCUGGGAAUGUCUCUUUCAAAUCUUCUCGAUAUAAAUCAGCCACAGGACCUGCUUCGAGGACUCAUUAACACUUUAAACGAAUACGACCAGUCAAAGGAAGACAGUGACAAGUCCAAAAUACGGCAGCCCAAGCGUCUCUUUCGACGGCAACCAGGGAAGCGACAGGGCAAUUUUGCGGAAUAUUCAGGAUCUGUUGUUGACGACGCGUCGUAUCUAAUGACGCCCCACAUACCGUAUCCUCUGGACUAUCAUCAGACGCUGCUCUCAUUGCUCGACGUGAUCUCGGAGGUGUAUAACAAGAUAUCCAAAAUUCUCGGCCCCUUACCCUUUUCUCACCCUUCGCAGCAAAUGACGGGGCCCUUAGGCCUCCUUUCACCGCAUCCAGGCGUGUCGUAUCUUUUCGCAUCGGAUAAUCCGACACACAGCGCAAACCCAUACGGUUCCGUCUUGACAAACGGUCAAUCCACCCCGAGCAUCAAUCAACCACAGCCGCAACUUGGAGAGGAGCCAAACGGGAGUCUCUGGGCAAUCGCCAAUGGCGGUUCCAUCGGAACAACGAUGAGUGGUGUGGGCAGUCCACCCCCUGGUGGCUGGACUCCCACUCUGGGAGAUAUGAUUCACAAGGUCGACGGCAAGUUCAAGAAAAUGACGUCAACACUAUUGAAGGAGCUGGAUAACCUCGCAAGGAAUGGAAUCAAGGAUGAGCUCGCCUCUCUGGAUCCGUUGCUAAGAAAUAUCAAGGUACCGGAAGAGCAUCGGGGGAUUGGGUAUGAUUUCGAAGGGAUGUGAUGGACAGGCGCA